Dicentrarchus labrax (European seabass) is the source of this 11614-nucleotide messenger RNA. It is a transcript of the gene purg, whose product is annotated as purine-rich element binding protein G. Gene Ontology annotation, cellular component: nucleus. The transcript has a single exon. Gene Ontology annotation, biological process: regulation of transcription by RNA polymerase II. Lineage: Eukaryota; Metazoa; Chordata; Actinopteri; Moronidae. Gene Ontology annotation, molecular function: RNA polymerase II transcription regulatory region sequence-specific DNA binding; purine-rich negative regulatory element binding; DNA-binding transcription factor activity, RNA polymerase II-specific. The record is from RefSeq and is a predicted model, not a curated record. Bases 308 to 1336 code for a protein of 342 amino acids.
UUUCAGGUUGGCUGCUUCCCUGGCUCCCUCGGCAAAAGCUGUAAGGCAAAUAGGUGAGGGAAAACGGCAUGGAAGUUUGCAGUGGAAAUGGAUAAAUAGUCUAGCUUGACCUUUAUUCGGGACACAGAAACUCGAUCAGCUGAUGACUCCACACUAGCUGCCAUUUUUAGGUCAUUCGAGGCAUCUCGCUAACUUGUUUGUAGCUCCAGUCAGUUGUAUGAAUAAGCCUUAUACAUUCAUCUAUUAUUUGCCCACUGGGAUGGGGAAAGCGCUUUGUCCGGUGCUGUGUAACAGUGGAAUAUAAAUCAUGAUGGCUGAUGGAUGUUGCAGAGGGAUGGAAAGAGGCAGGGGUAAGAUUGCAUCAGAUUCUUUACCGAGAUCCGCAUAUACUCAGCAAUAUGUGCAGACAGGAUCACAGCAGCAGGGCAAUGACAUCCAGGAGUUAGCCUCCAAACGCGUCGACAUCCAGAAGAAACGCUUCUACCUGGAUGUGAAGCAGAGUGUGCGCGGACGUUUCCUCAAAAUAGCCGAGGUAUGGAUCGGAAGAGGCCGGCAUGAUAACAUCAGGAAGAGCAAGCUGACGCUGUCUAUGUCCAUGGCUCCCGCUCUACGCUACUGCCUGGGAGACUUCAUAGAUUAUUAUGCCCGGAUCGGACUGCGGGGGGGCCUGGCGACUCCGCAGCUCGAGGAGCACAGUAACAACGGCCAGGGCCGCGCGCACGAUUCCCGCAGGAGAGCGCAGGAGCAGCACGCGGCGCUGUCUCCCACCGGCUCUGCGGUGUCCGACGACCACGCACACCGCGUUCUCAAGAGCGAGUUCAUCGAGAGAGACAACAGAAAGUACUUUCUUGACCUGAAGGAGAACCAGAGAGGCAGGUUCCUCCGCAUACGACAGACUGUCAGCAAAGGACAUGGUACAAUGGGCUACUACGGCCAGGGCAUCGAGCAGACCAUCGUGCUGCCCGCCCAGGGGCUCAUCGAGUUCAGAGACGCGCUGUCACAGCUGAUCGAAGACUACGGCGACGAAGAGAGCGACGACCGCGGCCGAGUCGGAUCCAGGAAUCACGACGACAACCCUGAACUUCCAGAAGCUGCAUCCUUCCGGGUGGACAACAAGAGGUUUUACUUUGACGUCGGCUCUAACCGGUAUGGCAUCUUUUUAAAAAUUAGCGAAGUGCGGCAGCCGUAUAGAAACACCAUUACAGUUCCCCUAAAAGCCUGGGCUCGAUUUGGAGAAAAUUUCAUCAGGUACGAGGAAGAGAUGCGACGGAUUUUCUCCUGUCACAAAGAGAAGAGGACAGACGCUCGGCAGGACAGUGAGGAGCAGGAGGACUGACCUUGGCAGUAGGCUCUGUCUGUGCUCUUGCAUGUAUUCUAGGGAUCCCGUUCAUGAAGAAAAUGUCCAGACGGGACAGUGCCCCCUAAAUACCCCCGCCAUGUUCUGUCCCUACACACUUUUUGGUUCAUCUGCUAAGGGCUGGUAAACAACAAAUUUGAACCUGCCAAGAAAUGAUUUAUUCAUUGUAGCCCAAUGUCUGUUCAAUGACAAAAUGUCCGAUUCAUUAUCCAAUCCUUCCAUUUCUCAGUGCUAUGCACUUUGGGCACUUGGCCAGGGCCAGCGCAAGCCAAUUUUGGGGCCCUGAGCAGAAUUUUAUGGCCCCCACCCCUCCCCCAUUACCCUCUUAUAUUUGAGAGUGCACUAUGAAUUGUUUUAUUAAAAGUGAUAUUGAAGGGUGACACUAGUGGCACAAGCAAGGAUUAAUCAAACUACUUUAAUAUUUUGCCCCCAAAGCAUAUUAGUUAACAGUUGUAUGAUGCGCAAACGUGUCAUUUACAACUAAUCAAUACCAAUUACCGAUAUGGUGGUAAUCGGUAAUGGCGGCUAAUAUAGAGAAUUUUUUAGUUGGAAUGAAAAUAGAACUUUUCUAUGUAAAUGUCUGCAAAUGUGAAGGCUGCUUUCUUAAACAAAUAACUGUAUUAAAGAAUGUUUAAGUUAAAUAUUCUUUAACGUGUUAAAAAUUGAACAUAACCAUUGUCAACCAAAUGUAGUUGACAUUGCUGAGAGCUGCUUCUUCUCUCUUAACCUGUGCUGCUCACCACAGUAUUUAUUAAAAUCAUAAUUGAUUGAGACUUUGCAGUGACAACCAUAUAUUACCACAACCAUUUGUUUCUGCAUUUUAUGCUGGACAAUUUCAUGUGAGCCCAUAACAGAAACCCAGAUACCAACAGGAGAAGUUAUGUCUGCAAUAGGCCAAUACAUUAUAUCAGCCGGGCUCUAAUGACUUAGAAACAAUGAAUUGACUUUAUGUGUAUAUUAAGAUAUAUAAAAUGAUAAAACUAUGAAGAUUAUGAAAUCUAUGUAAUUUAAUUUAUAUUUUAAGCCCCUACAAGGAACUGUAUUUUUGUGUUGAUUCUGGCGGCCCCUGUGGACAAAAGUGGUUGUGUUUCCACUGUCUUGUUUCAUUGAUUUUAAGGGGAAUCUGACCAAAUCUGACCUGGUGGGAGACAUUAAGCAUAACUAUAUAGAAAAAGCCAAUAUUCUCAAUGGUGGUCUGUUUAUGUAGCUUAUAUAGAGGCACUGGCAUUAAAUGUAGAUUAAAAACCCCUUGCAACUCCUUAGAAGACCUCAUGUGGAAUUUGUUGGCCAUUGAGCCCCAAGCAAGAACACAUACUGGCUGCACCUACUGCAGAGAGAGAAAAGGCAUUCAAGGUGCAGUAACCGGGAUGUGCUGAGCAAAUGUGAUAAUAAUAAAUAAUAAUAAUAAGAUGAGUAUACACACAGUAGAUGUUACCAUGUAGAGGUGAGGCUUUCACAUCCACAAUAACUCUGUGGCAAAAAUGAAUGCAGGCUUCCUCAUUCAUUCAUUACAAUGACACAACACUUCCUGCAGUGCAGUGCUGUUGGCAAAUCAAAUACGUGCAAGGGACCAGACCAGGUAGAACAGAGUGUAAAAUGUAGCAGUGUACUGAUUGAGAGGAGGGAAGAAAUGAGACUUCUAGUGGUGUCAAGUCCAGCCUCAAAGGAGCACCAGGACAGAAAGUGCUAUGUGAUGGUCCAGUUUUUGAUGAGCCUUCAGAUUAGAGUUGGUAUUUUAUCUUUCAUUUCCAGCACCUCGUGUUCUACCAUAGUGCUAUUGUUAGUGGGAGGGUUACCAAUCAGGUUGUAGUGGUUAAACGCAGGACUGUGUUUGUAUUGUAUUGAGCUGAGUCAAAUUCAGAUACUAAUAAUUUAUGUAUUACCUGUUAUAAAGCCUCAAACAAUUGAAAAAGAAUCAACUUGUGGCAUUUGCAGCUGGAGUAGAUCACUGUAUGAAUAUAUCUGUUAAAAGAUGUCACCGUCCAAAAACCCAGUGAAGACAGAGAAGUUACUGUGACAACUGUCUGCAAAGACACAUGUAGAUCUUGCUGUUCUUACUGUAGUUACAUUAUUUAUUCUAUAUGACAAUUAUAGCCUAACAGCUCAGAUUUAGACAUUUUAUUUGCUGAAGGAAAGGUAUUUUACAUGUGUUCUGCUAAGCACAUGAGAGAUGACCAUAUGCAGCAUGUCUUCACUAGCGGCACAGCGGUGUUUGGCAGAAAAAAAUAAUGGCCCUGGUCACAGUUAUGCCAGUGUAGACAGCUAGACUGCUGAAUGGAAAUGUUUCUGUUCUAUCUGAAACACAUCCAACAUAGACGAGGGCCUAGGAACAGACCUAAACUGGCUCUGCACUCAAACUAGGAAGAACGUGGCUCUAUUUUUCCAUUUGCUCACCACUUUAUAACAAUUAUCAUUUUGUGAAGAAGAGCUGUGGUUUCUUAACGUUUUGGCUUGUGACCACUUAGAACAAAACAAACUCUACAAGUUGUUCACCAAAGAACAAUUUAAUUCUAAGAUUCAUUUAUAGUUUUCAUGGCAACAUUAGGAGGUCACAUUCUCAGUAAAGUCUGCAUUAGGACAGAAAUAUAUAUUUUUUUGCUUUUCUAUCCUGUUAAUCAUUUAUCUGAUAAUGAUACAACCAGGCCAGGUUUUGAACCACUGAUGUAGACAGUCCUAGUGCCAGUUGUAUGGUGAUGCCUAAAAAGAAGAAUUAUAUUUUAGAUCAUUUUGCUACAUGGUAAAUGGACCUGUACUUGUGUAGCACCUUUCUAGUCUUCAAACUACGUGCCACAUUCACACACCAGUUGGGAGUAAUUUGGGGUUCAGUAUCUUGCACAAGGAUACUUUGACGUGUGGCACCAGGAGCCAGGGAUCGAACCAGCAACCUUCUGAUUAGGGAUCAACCCGCGCUGCCUCUGCGCCACAGCCGCCCAUGUCCAUUAGACCAUUACGCACUGAUUAUAUUUGAAAUGAGACAUCACUUCUUACGUUAGCUACAAAAUCCACUGCUUAAUGUUUUAGGAUAAUGAUAAUCUGAUUUUGAAAUAUGUGGUGCUAUGGAAAUGUGUUUACACAUUUUCUGUAUGUCAUAUGAAAUUCUUCAUAUCCCAUGUAGGACAGCUCAGAUCUACAUAUUUUCAACAUGACAUACAUAAACAGAUAGAUGAAGGUAGAAAAUGUUACCUUGAUGUCAGUGAACACCUCUGUGCUCAUUGGUACUCUGGGUAGAUAAAUGAGUGGCAGCAUAGAAAGGGCUUAAAAUCCUCCUAAAACGGGUCUAUAAAUUGUGUGCUGGCUCGUGCAGAAUCAUGUAUUUUACCUUUCCAUACUAUCUACUGAUAAGUAAGUGAUGAAGUUGUCUUUAAGUGUUUAUGUCUUGUAUGUUCUUUUUGGCAGAGUCCCUAAAAGUCCAUGGAGUGCUGUUUCUCCAUUAGAGCUUGAAUGGCCGUACAUUGAGCUUUUCGUAUACUGUAUGUUACCUGCAUGAAAGAAGAGCUGUCACUAAUGACAAAGAGCCAGAUUCAGACUUUGACAGCUGUUGUGCUCUGCUGAUUCCAAACCUUGGAAUCAGUAUGAGGUGAUUCAAGGUCUUCUGUAAGAUCGGACACUAAAGUGACCAAAAACAAGUGCUCCCAACCUUUUUCUGAUGCAAAAAAGUUAUAGGCAUAAUAGGUAAAUACCACAAACAUAAAAAAUUAUAAUUUGAGAAUAACCAUAAACAAUGCAGUUAGUUUAUCUCUGGUAAUUAGCAUAUAAUUUAAUGGACAGUAAUAGCAUCUAAAAUAUAGUUUUCCAAGGGGUGUGGCCAACACAAACAAAGCUGGUCUCUAACUAUGGCCACCUCAACUGUUGUUCAAAACACGGAAUAAAUAACUUCCAACGUCACAAAAAAAACUCUUGCAACUUAUCAACACAAUUGAUGAUGUAUAACAUUAAUUACAAAUUAACAUGGUGGACUCUGGAAGAAGAGGAUCGACUCCUUCUGUAAAUAAAAAUGUCUUAUUCUAAGAAAGACGAAGAGAAAGAGAAAAACAAAACGAUUCUUAUUUUCAGGUGAUUAUAUACUAAUGAAAACAUACCUAUGAAUAUUAUAUUCCUUUUCUGCCAAUAGUUCCUCCUCAAUAUUACACACUGGACGGUAAAACAGAGUUCAGCUGUGUGGAGGUCUCUGAGCUCAUAUCUCAGAACGCAGUGCUCUGCUGCCUGCUGCAGUUUUAUAGCUAUAUAGUCACUGGCACAGAAUGGCCAUUCAAAGGGCAGGUUCUACAAUGUAGCCUUACACACACUGUACUUGGUACAGUACAUGUAUGUCAUUCAUUCCAGGAGACUGGGUCGCAGAAAUGUCAUUUGUCUUAUGUUCAUUUUCAGAAUUUUUGCUUCACCUAAAUGCUCUUAUUUUGUAUCAUUUAUUAAGUAUUUAAAAUGUGUGUAUUGUUUUACUGACGAGGGGAAAUAAAAACAAUGGGACAGCCUGUUACAGUAACUCCGCUUAAAUUAAUUCAUUAGGUCUUAUUUAAAAGUAUUUAACUUUUGAAGUAAUUUUUAAGUAAAAAUGCACAAAUUUGGUCUUCUCACUGUGAAUUGGGUCACCGCGGUUUAUUAUUCUUAAAAAAGUGGGUCCCCAGAAAAAAUAUUUGGGAAACACUGAUAUAUGUCAUACAGUCUGUAAAAACAUUUCUUCUAGACAGUAUAUUCAAACAAUGUCCAUGAAAAGUGUAUAUUGAGACAAUUUAAACAUAGUUUUGUCCAUUUAGUAUAUAGUCCAUUCUAAAUCAGCGUGCAAGGUGUAUUAAACUGCACCUAAGUAACCUUAGCAACAAUAGUUAUGUUUCAGAUGACCUAUUAAGUCUCAGUGGCAACAAGAACACUUGCUGACUAGUCCAUGUCUGAACAGAAGCAAGUCAAACAUGCACAUUUCAAACCACGUACGAGCCACAGAAGUGACUGAGUCGGGCCCUUUCUCUCAGUGUCUCUACGGCGUACUGACUAUGGUCAGCUUUAAGUUUAUUGCUGAGGUGCAAUGAAAUGACUGGUCUUGUGUAGGAGGUAAACAAAAUGCAGAAACAUCUGUGUUAAAAAAAUUUGUACUGGUGGCAUUCAUUCUUGUGAUGCCUUGUGUGCAGGACUAGUUGGGUUUGGUUUGUGUCUGUUGUCUAGUGUAGGGCGUGAACUUUAAUGAUCCAAUGAGUUGUUUUAUUUUCAUAUAAAUUGCUAAAGUUAUAUAAACCAGUGUAGGAAGUAUAAUUCAAAGCACAAUUUAUUUCAAAAAAUGAAAUGGAAUUACAAUAUAUACACAGUUCUUUACAUUGAUUUGAUUCAGCAUUGAUGGCUUGUGAAUUUGGCCCAAGAGGCAAAUUUUCUCAAAGAUGAAAUCUUGCCUCAGCUGGGAUAUUACGACAAAGCUAUGGUAUUUAUUCUCUUGAAUGUGGAAUACAAAUUCCUUAAAAGAUAUAAUGUCAUCUGUUGAAUUCCAAAUAUCACUCCAAAAAGCACUUUAAAUAAAGGUUGCACUUUUGUUCUGCUGCUUUGUAAUCAGUUGACAUAGAGGGACCAUUUCUAUCCAUGCCUUUGGUGUAAAGUGACAAUCAUGGAUCCCUGCUUAUAGAAUCUGAUGAGCUGCAGUUACACACAUCAUGAUUGGGGUUUCACUGAAUUGACAGUCUGGAGUUGAACAUCUUUUGUAUAGAAUUGUUUGGCAACAGCACAAACUACGUAACUGUAUUUAAAGCUGCAGUAGUUAACUUUUUAAAAUUAACUUUUUGUGCUAUUUGCUGAAACACACUGUAUACUGACAGUAAAAAAAACAGAUAAUCUGAGAAAAAAUCUGGUCCUCCUAGUGCUGCUAAUGGAUGAAAAAUAGUUGUCUCAUGCACUACUGUCAGGAUACAAUAUUUGCUUUACAUUUUUCCUAUAAAAACAGGCACCUAGGGAGCGCAGAAUGUCCGUUACGUCCCCCUGUGAAGGAGUUGUGGCAGAGCAGCCUGAGGAUGUCAAUAUUUUUUUCCAUAAAAUCCAGUUUCACCAAAAUUACUGCUAAAAAAGCUGUGCUAAAGCUUUGUUUUUGUACAGGGAUGAAGUUCAAUUAAAUGCAGGUUUAUUUGUAUAGCGCCAAUUCAUAAAGUUAUCUCAUUUUUGAAAUGGAGCAGGUCUCGACCAUAGUCCUUAUGAAAUUAUUUACAGAGACCGAAUACUACCCACCAUGAGCAAGAACUUGGCGACAGCGGCAAGGAAAAAAUUCCUUUUAAGAGGCAGAAACCUCAGACAGGCACUAGGUAUAUGGCUGUCUGUCUCGACCAGUUGUGUUUUUGUACAGUAAUCAGUGAGGCCCAGCCCCCCAGAAAGGGUCAGCUCUGGCAGAAAUCCAUGCUGUUGCUAGCUAGCUAACAAAUAAAUCUUCGCUCUGUGUCACUAAAAGUUGAAGAUUGAUAGGUGGAUGUCAAGAUAGUAAGAGUUGUGUUACAGAAAAAAAAAAUUGGAUUUGAUUUUUGGAAUAGGCAAUAUGGCUGGGGAUGUAAUCUUAAAGGGUUAAAAAUGCGUUUUUCAUUUCAACUGUAGUUAUCUACUGCAGCUUUAAAAACUGUAAUGUCCAUUUCAAUAAUCUGUUUGAAUUUGCCUUGUAGUCCAAUGAGGGGUAUUCAUAAAAUGUACUGUCUGUCUGAUCCAAGCCCUGUUGUCUUGGAAAAUGUGGUGAACUGAUAUUUAUGACACCAAACCAGCUGAAGACUAAUGUAGCAGCUGAACAGGCCAAUGUGUGCUAGUUUGACAUUCGAUUAUGUGGGUUACAUUCAAAUACAUUUGAAUGAAUUACUUGUUUGUUCUAGUUAGUUUGAACUCAAUUUGACUGAGUUCAAAGUGAUUGCACAAACAGGACAUUGCAGCUUAUAUAAAACAGGUUAGAUGUCUUUUCAUUGAAUUUUUUGGUUUGCAAACAAAAUUACAACUUUAGUAUCAUAUAUUAUCAAAAGUAUCUCCAUCUUGGUGAAUCCAAUACUCUCUUAUGUUUCAUGUCAUGGCUUUGUGCUCAUUUCACAGCAUUUUUUAAGACCAAUAUAACAUUUUUUAGGAUGAAAAGGAAAAUUAUUACAGCUCUACAUCAUUAUGUUUUCUCCUUUGGUACCGUAUGCUUCUUUUCUGUAGAAUCAAAAUUAUGUAUUGGAUGUCAGUGCUGGAACCCCCAUGAGGACUUUCCUUAUUGUUGGGAAAUAAUAUCACACUGCAGAGCUAAAAAGAUUCUUAAGAGAGCUGAGUGUCUUGUCUAAAAUUAGUGACCCUGAUUUAAAAGAAUAACAAAUACAAAAUACAAAAUCUAAUUUAAUAAAUACAUAAAUAAUGAUGCAAAUGCUUUGUCUGUAUAUAUAACAAUGUUAGUCUCUUAUUUGCAUAAUAAAAAUUGGGUAUUUAAUAUAUUAUUUUUUGUUAUGCUUUUUGUUCCCCUUAAAGAAGCAUACUGGUGCUUUGCUUUUUGAUCCCAUUCUCCAACAAAUAAUUUUUUAUCGUAUUACUGAUUGAUUUCCAGCACUGUUGUUUUGACAGAGCAGCUCAACCCUAUGUCAAAUGAUUUCAAAGGUCUUGAAAAUAGAGAGUUGAAUCUGAAAGAAUUUGGGAAAAUAUCUUACAUACCGCUGAAGAUAGCCACCAGGAAUAUCAGUGACAGUUAACAGCCUUACUUACUGCUUCAAAUCUGAACUUCUGUUCUUACUUUCUUAGUUUUGUGCACACAGUUUUCCUGUGGAUUAUUAGCAACAUCUCAGGUGCGCUCAACUUCAGUUUUAUGUCCAAAUAAUAAUCAAUAAAAUGUCCCUACAAUUAUUGCCAAAUUACAUAGUUCUUUCCAGGAAACAUAAAUUAUUCGGAAAUUAUGGAUAUACUGACAUGAAUGAAACUAAAUCGAUCUGAAAACUGGUGAUCUUGAAUUAUAGUAUUUAACUCCCUCGUCCAACUUAAAAUGAAGUUGUAGAAUCCUCCCUGACAGAGAAUAACAGCAGUGUUCAGCUUGACUCCAGUGACAUUGGAUUCCAAUAGUGGCAAGAUUAAUAAAUAAAAGAUUAUUGUGUAAAAAUAUCUAUAAUAGUCCCUUCCUAAGUCCUGCUCCUUUUUGCUUUUUGCCCAAAUAACAGUUGAGCAAGCCUCGAUCAGAACCUCGGCCAACUUCUUCCUUUCCUGUACUUGAUAUGUACUUGAAGCCAACCCCAUUUUGAAGCUGGUUAAAAAAGCGACAUAUAUGCUUAUGCUUAUGCUUAAACUAGUUAAGAUUUUUGUUUCGAGGUCAACAAUGAGCUCAACUUCUCGGCUGUCCAUCUGUAGGCUCAGUAAUGUCUAUAUUUUUGCCAACAUGUGGCUAGAUCCAUGUCAGUGCUUCAGUUAGCGUCACAGUCAUCACAGAAGUAUGAAGGCACAACAAGAAACAGUGUAUUCAGACACAUUUUGACCACAGCUGCUCUUCCUUGUCACUCAGGAAAGUAUAAACAGUAACUGAGUGUUUGUCAACAACAAAAUCUAAGUUUCAGUGGACAAUCAACAGGGACCUACAGCAGGAGGGCUAUAGGGUGUUGGACUUGAACAACUUGUUGAAAGAUCUAGACUGUUAACAAAGAUCUAAUGUUUCCAACCCUGACACCUUAAAGCACCUUUACCAUUUUAGUGUAUCUUUGAUUAUUGUGCUUUGUUUUAGCAAUUAGAAAUAAUAAAAAGUCGAAAACCAACAGAAAACUAGUUCUCAUAGGGAUUGUUGCGAUACAUUCGGAUGGCAUUAUCAUAUCCAGUGUGAAAAUUAUCAUUUCAGAAUAAUGAGUAUUCAAAGUAAAGAGGUGGGACACAUUGACAAAGUGUAUGUGUAUCCGUGGUUGUGCAGGUAGAGUGAUGUGAAUGUAUGCAUACUGAAGAAAAUGUUCUGGUUUGCUGUUUUUGUUUUGCUUUCCGUUCAGCAUCAGAGUUUUGGAAUGGGAAAUGUAGAGAUGUCGAUGUUUGGUAAUCAUUUAAAAAUUAACUGAAGUGAAUAAUGAAAAUGUGAAAAGGUGUAUAUUUAGAUACAUGUAAUGUAAUACAUUGGUGUGUCCUAUAGUCCUGUAGCGUAAGACUUCAAAAAACAAGGAAGUUUUGUACUCUAGCACUUUCUUUAUGUGUACUGUAUUAGUUCAUCUUCUACAUGUAAAGUACUGUAUGAAUAUUCAUUACUUGCCUUGUAACGUUUAAAACGAUGUUGCAAAGAAAAUAAAGUUUUUAGAGUGUAUGCAUGCCAAUGGUUGGGUCCCAGUAUAAUAGGAAAACUAUAUGAAAAAAUGGUGCUAUGUUACAUUAUAUAAAGGUGCUUUUAUGGACCCCAGCUGAAUGCAUGCAAAGAGGAACUAUCAAACGAAGAAAUAAAGAGAAAAUUGAUGUCCUAGUACUGUUCUCAAAUAAUGCUGCUUCCCAAAGAUGUCGGAAAUUUGGAAAUUCCAACUUUCUAUUUUUUAACAUGCAACAGCCCUUCAAAUUAUUAUUCCAACUCUGGUGUAUGAUACAGAAAUCUAACCACAUGUCGGCAUUCUCUGAAACUCAAGCACACAGUGUUACUUUCACUCUAAACAUAUGUUUAGUGCAAGUUUGUUGGGAAGGAGCUUUUUAAAUCUGACAAAGAAAGUUGAAGUGUUGUUCAUGUUCUCCCCUGUUUUUUUCUGAGCUACAUCACUGGAACACAUGGAGGUAUUACACUCUGUUGGCAGGGAAUUUCCAACUGAAGACUAGAAGUGGAAUGCAUAGUAGGUGGCAGAAAUCCUACCUGAUCACAAACGGUGAAGUCUAACUGUAAAUGUCAUCAUUACCAGCCUCCACAGCCACGACACAAACCAGGCUGAGCCUGUUUGUGGCCCUGAGCAAGAAUGAUCAAAUAUGGAAAUUGUCAUAAAGGCAACGUAAACCAACAGUAUCUCAAACUUUAAACAGUCAGUCAUGAGGUGGUUUCUAUUUAUAAGAAAAAUGUCUAUUUACAGUUACACUGCCGUUGUGACAAAGGUCUAAAAGAUCUAUAGACAAUCUAAUGACAUCAUUUUGUACUCUUAAUUCUUCAGAUGUUAAUGUGUUUAAAUCAUUUUGUCAUGUAGCAGAGUUAUAGGACAGCAAACAUCAAUAUAAUCUUUGAAUGGUCAAAGUUGUUUGAGUUUGGAAAACUUUGUGAUGAUUGUUGAUGGAGAAGAAUUUUGAAAAAGAAAAUGUGUUUGUUUAUUUGUUGUAUUGAUCAUCUUUCUUUUUAUGUUGUUCAUUAAAUGUUUUACAGCAUUA